AGUUACAAGUUACUAACUUGCGGGAACGACUUAAUACAAAUGUUCUCCUAGGGGAUCUAGGGGGGCUCCGUACCAAACAACAAAGGCUGUCCUCAACUCUCUCUGAGGACUCUACAUGAGGAUUUAAUCGAGCCAAUGGAGAUCUACCAGUGACCUGUGGAGGGCAGCAGCACGCCUCUGCUGCGUCUAGUCUGCCGCUAAUUACAAAACAAGAAGAAGCCGGAAACGGAAGUGUAAUGUAAAACAUGGCGGCGACCUGUCGACAUGUUUAGGGCAAGUGUCGACUCCGGUCACAGAAACUCUCUUAAUGUGUCAGCGGACACGUUGGACACCCGGUAUCUAGAGCUGAAGCCACCGCUCUGUUAGUAUGUGGCGGACCGGGAGGACGCUCCUCCAGCUCCUCCAGCGCUGCGGGGACCUGCGGACCGGCUGGCUGCAGCGGCGGUGCUGGAGGAUGAUGUCAACUUCAGGACCCCCCUGGAGGCUCCUGUUCUUCGGCUCUGAUCAGUUUGCCGUAGAGUCUCUGAAGCUCCUCACAUCCAGCAGGAGCUCCAGUGAAGGGAUAGUGGAGUCCCUUGAAGUCGUCACUUUGUCUGGUGAUGUCCCGGUGAAGAGGUUCGCUCUACAGAACCACCUUCCAGUCCACAGCUGGCCUCCUGACAACGUGGACGGACGGUUUGAUGUCGGGGUGGUGGUGUCGUUUGGCUGUUUACUCCACGAGAGACUGAUCAACAAGUUUCCAUAUGGGAUUUUGAACGUUCACCCCAGCCUGCUGCCGAGGUGGCGAGGUCCGGCACCCAUCGUCCACACCAUCAUGCACGGUGACGCUGUGACAGGGGUCACCGUCAUCCAGAUCCGCCCUCACAGGUUUGAUGUGGGCCCCAUUCUCAACCAGGAGCUCCAUCAGGUCCCUGAGAACUGCACCGCCGAUGAGCUCGGAGCCGCCCUAGCCACUAAGGGAGCACAUCUGCUGAUUGAUACGAUCAAGACGCUGUCUGAGAGAAUGGCCCAUAAAAGGGAGCAAAGACAGACGGGAGCAACAUUUGCCCCAAAAAUCAGUACAUCCAUGAGCUGGGUGGUGUGGGAGGAACAGACCUGUGACCAAAUCGAUCGUCUGUAUCGAGCCGUCGGAUCGUGGAUACCUUUGAGGACCACAUGGAUGGGCAGGACGAUAAAACUUCUGGACUUUGUAGGAAAAUGUCACAUUUCAUUUUUAGAUCACAGGAGGACGCCUGUCCCUGGCUCAGUGAGCUAUCAGAAGGAGUCCAACACUCUGGCUGUCUGCUGUAAGGACGGCUGGGUGGGAUUCAAGGCAGUGCUCCUGAAGAAGAGGCUGACAGCUGCCGACUUCUACAACGGCUACCUGCAUCAGACGGUGCAGAAGAAGAGCCCUGCUGAGACGGACCGAGGACUGUUUGUCAGCAGAAAACGAGGAAGCAAAGCAUGUCAGAUUAGCGAGAACUCCACGUCGUGAUGCAACGGCGGUCGCUUUCUUCCUCGAUGUGAACACUGCAGACAUGACGUCACCUGAUGGAAUUUAACUGCAAUUAAUUUAUUACUCUUGUCUGUUUUAAGACAUCUGCAUGUACAGUACAUCACUGAAUGUGCUGUUGACUGACGGAUACCAGGAACAACCAUGAACUGUUUAGUUUCUAGACCAUGGUGAAUAUUAAACCUGCUAAACAGUCUGUUUUAACUGACUGCUGGAGCCUCAUACGAGGUUAAACCAAGCGAGAAAUGAGAAGACGAAGCUGACGCCGAAGUGCCAAUAGACCUCCAUGUUAAAAUGCUCGACACUAACAGCAGAAAUAAACAUCUUUACAGCCUGGUUCAAAAAACA
Sebastes umbrosus (honeycomb rockfish) is the source of this 1840-nucleotide messenger RNA. RefSeq names its product mitochondrial methionyl-tRNA formyltransferase (gene mtfmt). Gene Ontology annotation, cellular component: mitochondrion. NCBI's taxonomy places the organism in Eukaryota, Metazoa, Chordata, Actinopteri, Perciformes, Sebastidae. Gene Ontology annotation, biological process: conversion of methionyl-tRNA to N-formyl-methionyl-tRNA; biosynthetic process. The record is from RefSeq and is a predicted model, not a curated record. Gene Ontology annotation, molecular function: methionyl-tRNA formyltransferase activity. The coding region runs from base 368 to 1474 and encodes 368 amino acids. The transcript is spliced from 9 exons.